Messenger RNA from Drosophila mojavensis, 1406 nucleotides. RefSeq lists its product as uncharacterized. Lineage: Eukaryota; Metazoa; Arthropoda; Insecta; Diptera; Drosophilidae. The coding region runs from base 149 to 805 and encodes 218 amino acids. The record is from RefSeq and is a predicted model, not a curated record. The transcript is spliced from 3 exons.
AACGGCGCACCGACAGUAAAACGAGUCAACUCAAUCGAACCAAACCGAACCGAACCGAACCGAAACGAGGUUAUCGAACGCGUCGGUCAGGAUAUAUAAAUAAGUGCAGCGAUAAGCCGGAAUAUAGCAAAGCGAAUACCAAACAGAAAUGAUGUGGAAAGUUGUGAUUGUGCUCGUUGCGGCCUUGGCCCUGGCCUCAGCCCAAAAUCAGCCAACCGGACCGCAGACCUGCAGCGCAGCAGGAGUGCAGAGCUUGGACUGGAAUAAUACCGCACUGUUCGGCCGUUGGCUGGAAGUGGCACGCAAUCCCCUAGGCGACGCGCCAGCCUGUUUGGAGUUCAACGUGGGCCUGUUGUUGGACAACACGACGUUGAGCAUUAAUGCCUCCCACUCGAGCUCCAUCGCGUCGCUCUACUCGAACAUCGAUGAGACGGCCAAGGUGGUGCUGACGCCCAAUGCCACGACUGGCUACAAUGUCACCUUCUACCAGGACAAUGCAGCGCAGCCGCCCGUGUUCAUCAAGCUGCUGCAGCUCGUCAACAACACCUACGUCACAGGCUGCGGCUAUACCGAUCCCAAUAAUGCGAAUACCAGCUAUGGCUUCAUUCUGGCCUUACAGGGCAAAUACGAUGCCGCGGGCAUCAAAUUGGUCAACGACCAGGCCUUCCCAUUGUACAGCAAUUUCCAGAACAACUCAUACGCAAACAUCACACAAGCUGGUUGCUACAAAAGCUCGGCCACCCAGUCGCUGCCAAUGAUCUCUGGCAUCCUGGCCGUGGCUCUGCUGCUGAUUAAGGCGUACUAAUAAAGGGAAAAGCCAAAUUGCCGAGCUCGUUAACUUGCUGGCUUGCUACGCGUGUGUAUUGGAUUGACUUUUAUUUAGUUUUUAGUGUUUAUUUAAAUUUGGAAAUCGUGUCGUGACGCAUCUAGGUAAAAAAAAAAAAAAAUAAAAAAUAAGACAUGUAAAAAAAAAAAAACCCUAAAAACGAUCAUGUGCUUCGGUCUUGUCGCUUUCAUUGAACGAAUGUUGUUGCUUUUGUUAUUGUUGUUGGUUUUUAGCAAUCGACGCUUUAAUUUGUACGCGACAAGUACAAAGCACGCGAGAUAAGAUAACAAAAAGCGGGCGACAGCACGGUGCAAAGAUAAAAUUAGAUAGUCAAACAGGUCACCCACAAAUAAAAGAGCCUCGAAACAGCAACAACAAGAGCAACAACAACAGCAACAACAACAGCAACAACAACAACAAUCGCUACAACAGCAACACGAAAAUUCGCUAGUUCACAAGUGCGUUGAAAAUCAAUCAUACGCCCCGCACACGCACCUUUCAAUUUAGCGAGCAAACCUUAUCGGCAGACAAUAAAACAUUUCAUAGAAUUUCCCCUGAUUGAUAUAGCAAAUCACUCAAA